Molecule: messenger RNA, 1227 nt
Organism: Neurospora tetraspora
Lineage: Eukaryota; Fungi; Ascomycota; Sordariomycetes; Sordariales; Sordariaceae
Product: peptidase family M28-domain-containing protein
Exons: 2
Coding region: 1-1227 (408 amino acids)
Molecular function (GO): glutaminyl-peptide cyclotransferase activity; zinc ion binding
Source: RefSeq, a predicted model, not a curated record
AUGUCUUCCAUACCCACCCUCCUCCACCUCCUCUUCACUACCAUCCUCCUCCUCGCUAUCCCAACCCUCGCCUACCAACCCCUCUCCGACACCCAACUCAAAGCCGUCCCCGGCCCCAUCGAGUCCGACUUCGACAUCAAAACCGGCGCGCUCCUCGCCCCGAUCCUGAUCCCCCGCGUCCCCGGCACCCCCGGGCAAGCCAAAGUCCAAAAACACUUUGUCGACUUCUUCACCCGCGAACUGCCCGAGUGGGAAAUCUCGUGGCAGAACUCGACAGCCACCACCCCGCUCUCAGGAAACAAACAAAUCCCGUUUCAGAACCUGAUCUUCCGCCGGGAACCGCCAUGGACGAAAGAGCGAGGGCCGGGCAGGGCGGCGCUGCUGACGCUAGUGGCGCAUUACGAUAGCAAGAUCAGUCCGGAGGGAUUCAUCGGGGCGACGGAUAGCGCGGCGCCUUGUGCGGUUUUGAUGCAUGUCGCGAGAACGGUGGAGGGGUAUUUGAAGAAGGUUUAUGAGCAAGGGGUGGCGGAGGGGUUGGGGAAGGAAGGGAGGGAGGAUCCGGGACGGGAGAUGGGGGUGCAGAUACUGUUGUUGGAUGGCGAGGAGGCGUUUAAGGAGUGGACGGAUACGGAUUCGCUUUAUGGUGCUCGAUCCCUCUCCUACGAAUGGGAAAACACCCCCUACCCCGCCCUCUCGCGCUUCAAGAACCCUCUCCGACAAAUCGACCUCUUCGUCCUCCUCGACCUCCUCGGCUCCGCCGACCCGGGCGUCCCUUCUUACUUCCAGACCACCCACUGGGCAUACAAGAACAUGGCCACCGUCGAGUCGCGCAUGCGCGCCCUCGGUCUGCUGGAAAGCAAACCCAAGAACCCGUUUCUGCCCGAAGCCGGCAAGCUCAACGAGCAUUUCGGGAGGGUUUACGUGGGCGAUGACCACCAGCCGUUCAUGGCCAAGGGCGCGCCCGUGUUGCAUAUGAUCCCCACGCCGUUUCCGCAUGUGUGGCAUAAGAUUGAGGAUGAUGGGGAGCAUUUGGAUUUGCCUACGGUCAGGGAUUGGGCGAGGAUCGUGACGGCUUUUACUGUUGAGUAUUUGGAGGCUGCUGGGGGAGAGGUAGGGGCUGGGGCUGGGACUGGGAAGGAGGGCAAAGGGGAGGAUACUGCUGCGAAGCAGGGGACUACUACUGAUGGGGAGGAGAAGGCUGGCGCGGGAGUUGGGAAGGGGCCUUGA